AUGUCAGGCCGCACCCCAGCGACCUCCACAAACGGCCAAGGAGGCCCAGGAGACCGCAACGGAGACCAUCAGACCGUGUCGGCACACGAGAAUGUAGCAGGCCUGAACAGCGAACUCGCCAGCGACUUAUCUCAGCGCCGCCAGCAGAUCCGCCAGCAGGAACUCGACUUGAAUUACUACCGCAAGUUCCUGGAAGACUUGGUCACCGUCAUGCGCGACGCUCAUAGCGAUGCUGUUGCUCAGCUCGUCUUGCUUAUUCGCUCUGGGGCGUCGAACGAGCAGAUCCACGUCGCCCUUCAACGCGUCCAGGACGAGAUAUGA
Messenger RNA from Penicillium samsonianum, 321 nucleotides. RefSeq lists its product as uncharacterized. The transcript is spliced from 2 exons. Bases 1 to 321 code for a protein of 106 amino acids. The record is from RefSeq and is a predicted model, not a curated record. NCBI's taxonomy places the organism in Eukaryota, Fungi, Ascomycota, Eurotiomycetes, Eurotiales, Aspergillaceae.